AUGUUUAGUUUUUGUGUGUGCGUCUGUUAACACCCGUCUCGGUCGGCUCGUUCUGCGUCACCUCGCGACCGCCGCCGCCUCCUCGUCACUCCGGACGGAGCGGUCGGCCAGCCGAGGCCGAUCCACUUUCUGGUGCCGCCUCCGUCCCACAUUUCGGCCCGACCCGGCGACUCGGUUCGUCUCACCGCUCGCCUUCCCGCCGAUCAGAUCGCCGCAAGCGUCGUCUGGCAGAGCGCACGGCUCGGCCGUCUCCGGCACGGCGACCUGCUGCCGGGCGGGUGUCGAGUUCGACUCCUGCCCGCCGAAACCGCCGAACCCGUCGAACCCGUCGAGCCCGUCGAAACCGUCAAAACCGUCGAAACCGUCGAACCGACCAAGCUUGCGUCGGCCGUUUUACCGGCCGGAGUGUAUCAGCUCGAGCUGGUGGGCGUCACGACGCAGCAGAAUGACGCUUACACCGUCACGGUAUCGCCGCGCGGAGAGCCCGUCGAGGCUGGAAAUGCCGUCGAGGCCGUCUGCCAGUUGAGCGUGAAACGUAAUCUUCAUUAUUGCAUUUGCACUUUUCAUGCUCCCUUUCGCCAUAAACACAUGCACCUGCUGAGGCAAUCACGGUCCGUAUGA
Messenger RNA from Protopolystoma xenopodis, 621 nucleotides. NCBI's taxonomy places the organism in Eukaryota, Metazoa, Platyhelminthes, Monogenea, Polystomatidea, Polystomatidae. The record is from the annotation of a GenBank genome assembly.